AGUCAGUUUUGCUCUCUUUGUGGGCUGCAUUCCUCCGUUUUUUGCCGUUGUCUCUAGUUGGUUUUCGUUGUUGCGGUCGACGUUAUUCUCCCCGUUGGGAGUACAGAUGUUGAACGGUGGCGUUCGUCCGUUGAUGAUUGCAGGAGUGUUUUCUCGCGAAAUCUAUUGCCGAGCAUGGGGGAGUGGAUCGCAUGCAAAGAGGCGCACCGCCUGGAAGGCGAGUACAAGUUGAACGUGGAGGUGGUGGAGGCCCGAAACUUGAAGUUUGGGGGGGGGCACCGGAUGCACAGUCCGUACUUGAGGAUACGGGCGGGCAAGAGCUCGAGGAGGACGAGGUCGGUGGGAGGGUUGAAUCCGGUGUGGAGGAUAGGGUCGCACAUAGAGAAGUUGGUUUUUCGGUUGGAUUCGACGGUGAGCAAGAUUUCGUGCGUGUGCAGAAAUGCGAGCAUCUCGGAGGUAGAUGAGGAGAUAGGUCGGUUUGUCGUGUCGUUGUCGGAGGUUCCAGUGUACCCUGAGAGGUUGGAUGGUUGGUUUGACUUGAGGGGUCUGGGGGAGAGGAGCGUGGAUUCCGGAAGGUUUCGUUUGGUGGUGUGUUUGAGGAGGGUGCUGGGGAGAGGAGCGAGGUGGACGUUGUUGAGAGAGAUUGGUUGCAAGUCGCUGAGAAUGUCAGAUUUUGUGGUGUUGUUGAGGUUGAAUCAGUUUAAGGAGUUGAAUCGGUUGCUGUCCGAGUUGAAGGAGAUAGAGAUUUCGAGUCCGGUGGACGCGUCGAAGAAGGACACGUUUUUGCAUUAUUUGCUUCGGAGGAGGAAGUGGACUGACGAGGCGUUGUCGUUGUUGUCGGCGGUGCUGAAUCACCCGAAGGUGGACGUGAACGCGGCUGGACGCCACCAGAACACGCCGUUUCACCUGUUUUGCGAGCGCUUUGACCACGUGAAGGCGAUUAACUACAUGCUUUUAUUUUUGUUUCGCCACGCGGAUGUUAGGAGGGUGAACGCGCACCUGGAGACGUCGAUGCACGCGGUGACGUUCAACCCGAGCGCCAAGUUGGUGCUGGCUUCGCUGUUGCUGAGGAGGUACGCGGAGUUGCUGGAGUCGAGGAGUUUGGAGGGGGAGACGCCGCUGUUUUACGCGGUGCGGUUGGGUAGGGAUUCGUUGGUGAGGUUUUUGGCGGAGAACGGGGCAGACUUGGAGGUGAGGAACGGUUCUGGAAAGACGGUUUGCGACGUGGCUCAGGAGAGGGGACAGAAGAAGUUGUUGCAGUGGCUGCAAGACGCGCGGGAGUUGAAGUCGUGGCUGGAGCGGCACGAUUUGUUGCAUUGCACGCGGGCGUGUUUGUCGAAUGGGUUGUUCUUGGCGGUGUUGCCGGAGCUGACGAUGGAGCAGCUCGUCAGGUACAAGUUGGGGCGAGACCAAGAAGAGAGGGAGCGAAUCAUGAAGUUGAUGACGUUGGACAAGGACUGCGCGUUGAUGUCACCGGCGGUUCUGUUGAGGAAGACGUCGAUGUUGAGGCAGCUGGAGGCCCUGCAGGAGAGAACGGUUUUGAGGAAUACGUUGAUUCACACAAUAAAGACGCGAAAUUGUAGUUCUGUGCACAGAAAGACAAGGAGUCACGAGUCGAAGGGCCGGCUCGAAUCGGAUAAAAGCGACCAGGACGGCGACAGUUGUUCCAGAGCGGUCUCUGGCUUUCUCGGCUCCGCCCGCUCGCAGGAGGCGAGGUCGAUGUCUCUGAUUUGUAUGAGCGACGCGGAGAGGGCGAUAGGAGACGAAUCUGCGGGCGAUUUGUCGUCUUCUGACCGUUCGUCGCCGCUUUCUCGCGAACUGGAGGACAUGGUGGACUGGGAGUUCGACUUGGACGAGAUCUGCUGGAUGCACAAGAUCGGGUCCGGUGCCAACGGGGACGUUUACCUCGGCACAUAUCGCGGCGAGCAGGUCGCGCUCAAGAGGCUUCGCACCUGCUGUGACUUGGGUCCAGCGGACGUGGAGGCGUUCAAAAGGGAGUUCGGCAUCAUCGUCUCGCUUAGCUCCGCCUACACCGUUCAGUUUCGCGGUGCCUGUCUUACCGACGGGCUCAUAUUGAUGAUGGAAUACUGCGCGAACGGGUCUCUCUACGACAUACUUCGAAGCGACAUGUCCUUCGGCUGGGACUUGUUCUUCUCUAUCGCGGUCGAGAUGGCCUCCGGACUGGCGGUGCUGCACCAGGCGCGGCCCUGCAUUCUGCACAGGGACUUGAAAACCCCGAACUUCCUCAUAGACCAGGACUUUCACUGCAAGCUCGGCGACUUCGGACUUUCCAGACUCAACACCAACAGCAACCUGUCAACUCUGUCGAAGAUGAGGGGCACCUACUCCUACAUCGCCCCGGAGCUGUACAAAUGCGAGUCUUUCACCACGAAGUCGGACGUCUACGCUCUCGGCAUAGCGCUUUGGGAGCUCCUCAACCGCACCGCCACCGGCCGAUACGUUCACCCUUAUGAGGAGUACCACCUGAUGGGAGACCUGGCUAUUUUGCUGAAGGCCUGCAAGUUCAACGCUCGGCCGACGAUCUCCGACAACGUGCCUCAGUGCCUGUCUUCCCUCAUAUCGAGGCUGUGGGACCAGGACCCCGCGCUCAGACCGGAGGCCCCCGAGGCGCUUCAGCUGCUGAGCCUCUCGAAGUUGGAGUACGAAAAGGACCGCGCCCAGUGGGACGGCCGCCUGCCCCCGGAGAAAGCUUGCUACGACGUUCGCGGCGGGUCUCCUCAUCGCUCUCAAAGAAGGGUGCCGCGUUACAGGUCCAAGUCCGUCAAAGAGGGCCGCCGCAGGCCCGCGCUGUGAAUAACAAGUGUUCUGUGUAUUUUUGACAGUUCUAGGCGA
Messenger RNA from Schistocerca gregaria, 2853 nucleotides. Its product is annotated as stress-activated protein kinase alpha-like. The transcript is spliced from 4 exons. The record is from RefSeq and is a predicted model, not a curated record. Gene Ontology annotation, biological process: protein phosphorylation. Gene Ontology annotation, molecular function: protein binding; ATP binding; protein kinase activity. The coding region runs from base 175 to 2814 and encodes 879 amino acids. NCBI's taxonomy places the organism in Eukaryota, Metazoa, Arthropoda, Insecta, Orthoptera, Acrididae.